CGCGAGGGGCUCGGCGGGGCUGCCGGAGCGGCGGCGGGAGGAGCGCCUGGCGACGAGGAGAAGCGGCCGGCGGGUGCCCGGCGCCAUGGGGCCUGGGCGGUGGUCGGGGCCGGCGCUGACUCUGGCCCUGGCCUGGGCGCUGGCCGGCUGGGGCGCCUGGAGCCGGGCCGAGGUGUGUCCCACCGCAUGCAAGUCACAGGGCUGCACCCUGGAUGACAAGUGUUGCCACUCAGAGUGCCUGGGCAACUGCCUGGAGCCCAACAAUCCGGGGAAGUGUGUUGCUUGCCGGAACCUCAACCUGGAGGGCAAGUGCGUGGAGACGUGCCCUUCCGGCUACUAUCGCUACAAAGGCUGGCGCUGCGUGACUUUCGACUUUUGCCAAGAUCUGCACAACAAGUGUAAGAUUGCCCGCCAGUCUGGGUGCCACGUCAUCCACAACGGCGAAUGUGUUCCUGAUUGCCCCUCGGGGUACACCAUGAACUCCAGCAACCUUCACUGCACUCCCUGUGCAGGGCCCUGUCCCAAAGUUUGUGACUUCACCAAUCCGAAGAUGGUUGACUCUGUGACUGCCGCACAGGAGCUACGAGGCUGUACUGUUGUAAAUGGGAGCCUGGUCAUCAAUAUCCGUGGAGGAUGCAACAUCGCAGCAGAGCUGGAAUCCAACCUGGGUUUGAUAGAAGAAAUCACUGGCUACUUGAAAAUCCGUCGCUCCUACGCCCUGGUCUCCCUCUCCUUUUUCCGCAAACUCCAUCUGAUUAGAGGGCAUACUUUAGAAGCUGGGAACUAUUCCUUCUAUGCCUUGGACAACCAGAAUCUCCGUCAGCUCUGGGACUGGAGCAAGCACAACCUCACAAUUGCCCAGGGGAAGCUCUUCUUCCAUUACAAUCCCAAAUUGUGCCUCUCGGAGAUCCACAAGAUGGAGGAUAUCUCUGGGACAAAGGGGCGGCAGGAGAAGAAUGACAUCGGCCUCAAGACAAAUGGCGACCAGGCUUCUUGCGAGAACGAGGUGCUGAAAUUUUCCUAUAUAAAAACAUACAGCGACAAGAUUGUGCUAAAGUGGGAGCCCUACUGGCCACAAGACUACCGUGAUCUCCUUGGAUUCAUGCUCUUCUAUAAGGAAGCUCCCUUUCAGAACGUGACGGAGUUUGAUGGCCAGGAUGUCUGUGGCUCCAACAGCUGGACGGUGGUGGAUGUUGAUCCUCCUCCACGGUCAGGGCACCCAGGGUGGCUGCUGCGGCACCCAGGGUGGCUGCUACGGAACCUAAAGCCCUGGACUCAGUACGCCAUCUUUGUGAAGACGUUGGUCACCUAUUCUGAUGAGCGCAAGAACUAUGGGGCCAAGAGCGAAAUCAUCUACAUUCAGACCAACGCCUCCAGUGAGCCUUGAUGCCUGGGAUGAGGUGUAGCAUGAGAAGAGACCUUCCAGGGUCAAAGGAUGCUUAGCCUUUAUAUGCACUAAUGCCAGAGGGUAUUUGUUAGGUCUGCUACCAGGGUGGAUAAAAAUCAAUGAUUUUUUUUUAUUUAAAUCGGAUUUUGAUUUAAAUCGAUUUUUUUAAAUAAAAUGCUUUUUGAGUAAAAUAUAUUACCAUCCAAAAGUUAUUCCAUCAUGAAAUAAAGAUGAGUUUUUAAUUAUGUAGAAUAAGGCUGUAUAUGUUUAAUUUUUUUGGUAAAUAAAUUCCAUUAAUCCAUUCACAA
Molecule: messenger RNA, 1695 nt
Organism: Eublepharis macularius
Lineage: Eukaryota; Metazoa; Chordata; Lepidosauria; Squamata; Eublepharidae
Product: insulin receptor-like
Exons: 7
Coding region: 86-1387 (433 amino acids)
Molecular function (GO): protein binding
Source: RefSeq, a predicted model, not a curated record